AGAAGAAGAAGAAAGAAGAAAGCUUUGGAAAUCUGAAAACCCAAACUCCAUUAAAACCCUGGCCGUGGAUUUCUAAACCCCAGAACAAAGCCUGACCCAUUUCUCAAUUCUCUAUCCCCAACAAACCCUUUGAAGAUUUUGAGCUGUGGUCGUCGGAGAAUGUCAGGCUCGUACGCCCAGAAUUUCUCGCCGGCGAGGGCGUUGUCGCCGCACCUGAGAACCCCGCCGGAUGUGGACAGUCAGUACUUGACUGAGCUCUUGGCCGAGCACCAAAAGCUUGGACCUUUCGCCCAGGUCGUGCCCAUUUGUGGCCGUCUCUUGAAUCAAGAGAUAUUAAGAGUUUCUGGAAUGAUGCCCAACCAAGGGUAUAGUGACUUUGACAGACUGCAACGUGGAAGCCCUAGCCCUAUUGGUUCGGACAUAAUGCCGAAUUAUAGAGGGUCAAGCCUGGGUGGAUGGAAUGGCCGGCCUCACGAUAGAUUAGGUGGUCCACAAGGAAUGAAUAUGGAAUGGCAAGUGGCACCAUCAAGUCCAAGUUCCUACAUCGUGAAGAGGAUACUGCGGUUGGAUAUCCCGGUGGAUAGCUUUCCAAAUUUCAAUUUUGUGGGCCGGCUUCUGGGUCCCAGAGGCAAUUCACUAAAGCGGGUGGAAGCUUCCACAGGUUGUCGUGUGUAUAUAAGAGGAAAGUGUUCAAUAAGAGAUAUAGACAAGGAGGAGUCUUUGAGGGGUAGACCAGGGUAUGAGCAUUUGAAUGAUCCACUGCACAUUAUAAUCGAGGCUGAAUUACCUGCCAAUAUUGUUGAUAUGCGGUUGAGACAAGCGAAACAAAUCAUUGAAGAACUUCUCAAACCUAUGGAUGAGUCACAAGACCACUACAAGAGGGAGCAGUUGAGAGAACUUGCUAUGCUAAAAUCAAAUUUAAGAGAAGAGAGUCCUCAACCAUAUGGGAGUGUCUCCCCUUUCACUUCCAGCGGGAUGAAGCGUGCCAAAACUGGUCUGUAGGCUGUAACAAGUCACUUAACUUGAUGAUCUUCUCUCGGUUCUUCCUCUGGUACAAAUCUUGAACAUUCUUGCCAUCAUAUACGCUUCUGAGUUAUGCAUGCAUUGGGCAAAGGAAGACGUCGUAGACUUGGUUGAUGAGGAUGAAUGCAGGGUUUGCUUCCAUGACAUUGAUGUAUACGGGUGAAUCUUUGCUAUAGCUUUUGUGGUUGAUUGCGAUGUAGGAGUAGAAAGUUUAUGUCAUAUAAUCUAUUCUUUAGUUUGCUGAACAAGUAUCUUUGUUAUUAACUUGAGGUGGGAAUAUUUAUUGAUUGUUUAAUAUGGUCCCCUUGUGGGUGGAUUCAGUUCUUCGA
Molecule: messenger RNA, 1352 nt
Organism: Fragaria vesca subsp. vesca
Lineage: Eukaryota; Viridiplantae; Streptophyta; Magnoliopsida; Rosales; Rosaceae
Product: KH domain-containing protein At3g08620-like
Exons: 6
Coding region: 160-1002 (280 amino acids)
Biological process (GO): regulation of mRNA splicing, via spliceosome
Cellular component (GO): nucleus
Molecular function (GO): mRNA binding
Source: RefSeq, a predicted model, not a curated record